Messenger RNA from Pogoniulus pusillus (Red-fronted tinkerbird), 3004 nucleotides. RefSeq names its product adhesion G-protein coupled receptor G1-like. Gene Ontology annotation, biological process: cell surface receptor signaling pathway; adenylate cyclase-activating G protein-coupled receptor signaling pathway. Gene Ontology annotation, cellular component: plasma membrane. Gene Ontology annotation, molecular function: heparin binding; G protein-coupled receptor activity. The coding region runs from base 726 to 2768 and encodes 680 amino acids. The transcript is spliced from 15 exons. The record is from RefSeq and is a predicted model, not a curated record. NCBI's taxonomy places the organism in Eukaryota, Metazoa, Chordata, Aves, Piciformes, Lybiidae.
UAGGGUUCCGAGCCGAGCGGAGCGGUGCUGAGCCGGGCAGAGCUUCAAGGUUCCGAGCCGAGCGGUGCUGAGCCGAGCCGGGGAGAGCUUCGGGGUUCCGAGCCGAGCGGAGCGGUGCUGAGCCGGGUGGUGCUGCAGGGUUCCGAGCCGAGAGGAGCUGAGCUGAGCCGGGCAGAGCUUCAAGGUUCCGAGCCGAGCGGUGCUGAGCCGAGCCGGGGAGAGCUUCGGGGUUCCGAGCCGAGAGGAGCGGUGCUGAGCCGGGCUGAGCUUCAAGGUUCCGAGCGGAGCGGUGCGGAGCGGUGCGGAGCCGGGCAGAGCUGAAGGGUUCCGAGCCGAGCGGAGCGGUGCUGAGCCGGGCAGAGCUUCAAGGUUCCGAGCGGAGCGGUGCGGAGCGGUGCUGAGCCGGGCAGAGCUGAAGGGUUCCGAGCCGAGCGGAGCGGUGCUGAGCCGGGCAGAGCUUCAAGGUUCCAAGCGGAGCGGUGCGGAGCGGUGCUGAGCCGGGCAGAGCUGAAGGGUUCCGAGCCGAGCGGAGCUGAGCCGAGCCGGGAGGUGCUGCAGGGUUCCGAGCCGAGAGGAGCGGUGCGGAGCGGUGCUGAGCCGGGCAGGGUUGAAAGGUUCCGAGCGGAGCGGAGCUGAGCCGAGCCGGGCAGGAACAAAGAGCUCAGCCCUAGCCGGGCGCGCAGCCUCUGCUCUCUGCUGGGAGGCCAAGCUGAGAGCCAGCUGGGAUGAAGGUCCUCCUCCUGCUCCUUCUCUCCCCUCUCCAAGGGGUGGAAGGCAGCAGCCAGCUCCAGGAGGACUUUCGGUUCUGCGGCGACAGGAACCAGACCCAGGAGAGCUUCAUCCUCUACCAGCAUGGUCCUGCCACCAUCUCCAUCCAGAACACUGCCCAGGCCCUCAUCAUCAAGAGGCCCUUUCUGCCCAGCAGGAGGAACUCUUACUACCAGUACCUGCUGCCCCCUGCCCUGGGCAGGUAUCGCUUCUGCCUCUACUGGUUCAAAGCCAACAGGACCCUGAGGCUGGCAUAUGGCAAGCAGAGCUUCCUCCUGGGUGGGGACCUCUCCAGCAGCAUCCCCCUGAGCAAGGAGAGGCAGAGGACUGAAAAGAGCAGCACCUUCCUCUUCAAUGUCUCCUACAUCACCAAGGGUGGGAAGAACACCUCCCUGGACAGUGCACCUGAAUACUUCUUCCCUGCCUCUGCAGAGAACAUGCCUGUGUGGGAGCAGGAGGUGGAGGAGCAGAUGACCACCUUAGACCACCUCAUUGCCCAGCCCCCGGUGCCAGCCGCGGGUGCCACGGAGCAGCAGCUGCUGCGGCGCAAACUCUUGGAGCUGGAGCAGACCUUGGCCAAGGUAGAGCUGGAAGGGCAGAACCAGACCUUCGGCACGGCCACUGUGCGCGCCACCGUCCUCAGGCUUCAGCCUGCUCCUGAUCCUCAGCCCUUGGCCUUUGCUUCCCAAAGAGAGGAAGGUGCAGAGGUCCACGGGUUCGCGGUGGAGCUGCCGAGCAGCCUGUUCGCGGCGGCGGAGGAGAGGGAGGAGGUGGUGGAGCACAGGGUGCUCCUCCUGGACAUCAACAGCCAGAGCAUGUUCCAGGAUGAGAACAGCAGCCAGGUCCUGGGUGACAGGGUGGUGGGCAUCUCCCUGGUGGACAAAGUGGUGGCAAACCUCUCUGAGCCAAUGGUCCUCACCUUCUUCCAUGAGCAGCUGCUGGGCAACGUGACCCCUCUGUGUGUCUUCUGGCAGGAGGGCACCACGGCAGGUGCUGUGCCUUCCUCUCCCUCAGCCAGCUCUGGCAGCUGGGCCAGCUCUGGCUGUGCCACCACGGCGGGCAGCAGGCAGACAGAGUGCAGCUGCAACCACCUCACCUACUUCGCCGUGCUGAUGGUGUCCUCCCCGGAGAUCACUUACACCCACAGGGAUUCCCUGAGCAUCAUCAGCUACGUUGGCUGCUUGAUCUCAGCCUUGGCAUCCAUCUGCACCAUCCUCUUCCUCUACUUCAGGAGCAAGCAGCGAGACCAGAUCACCAGCAUGCACAUCCACAUGAACCUGCUGGGGGCCAUCUUCCUCCUGGACCUCACCUUCCUCAUCUCUGAGCACCUGGCCACCAGCAGCCAGGCCAUCUGCAGAGCCGGGGGGGCCUUCCUCCACUUCUCCCUCCUCAGCUGCCUCACCUGGAUGGCCAUCGAGGGCUACAACCUCUACCGCCUGGUGAUCGAAGUCUUCAACGCCUACCAGGACCACUUCCUCCUCAAGCUCUGCCUGCUGGGCUGGGGGCUGCCCUUUGCCUGCGUGGCGCUGAUCUUCCUGACCAGCUGGACCAACUACGGCUCCUUCUCCAUCCCCAUCCACGGAUCCCUGCCUGCCAAGUCCUCCUCUGCCACCAUCUGCUGGCUCACAAACCCUCUGCUCCACAAGGUGGUGAACUUGGGCUUCUUCAGCCUCGUCUUCCUCUUCAACUCGGUGAUGCUGGGGGCCAUGGUGAGGGAGAUCGCCCGGCAGAACAAGAGGGGGCACAAACUGAAGCACCUCCUGGCCCUCUGCGGGCUCAGCGUCCUGCUGGGCAUCCCCUGGGCACUCAUCUUCUUCUCCUUCACCUCCGGAGCCUUCCGCCUCGCCUCCCUUUACGUCUUCACCAUCAUCAACUCCCUCCAAGGCUUCCUCAUCUUCCUCUGGUACUGGACCAUGGUGCUGCAGGCGAGGAAGGCUCCGGACCCGCAGAGCAGCUCCGACAGCGUCAAACUGCAGCCCAACAGCAGCCACCUGGGCUGAGCUUGCCGGGGGCCACCCCCUGCCGUGCCCCCCGGGGGCUGCCCACGCAGGGGGUGGUCACGGGGGGGAGGGGAAGGUGAUGGCCACCCCCUGCCAUGCCCCCCGGGGGGGCUGCCCACGCAGAAAGGUGGUCACGGGGGGGAGGGGAAGGUGAUGGCCACCCCCUGCCAUGCCCCCCGGGGGCUGCCCACGCAGAAAGGUGGUCACGGGGGGGAGGGGAAGGUGAUGGCCACCCC